This is a messenger RNA of Haliotis rufescens (red abalone), 3741 nucleotides long. RefSeq lists its product as uncharacterized. The transcript has 21 exons. The record is from RefSeq and is a predicted model, not a curated record. The coding region runs from base 169 to 3342 and encodes 1057 amino acids. Lineage: Eukaryota; Metazoa; Mollusca; Gastropoda; Lepetellida; Haliotidae.
AUUAGGUACUGUCGACGUGUGAUGUAUUGUCCGCCAUGUCAAGUGUUUGUAUAUAACACCGAGCAGUCUUGAUCUGGCUGCAGAUGCCUGUCGAUAUUACUUGGGGACACUUGUAAAUUUUGCAGCUGCCCCUGACAACCCCACAUCCAGAUUACACAGCCGACCGGAAUGACGUCGCUAUGCCCUGUGCUGUUGCUAAUGCUGGUGCUGCUCGCCCUCGUCUCCUGCCAGCAGAAAAUAUGCAACAAAGAUCUUGGAAUGGCAUCUGGUGAGAUUCCAGACUCUGGGAUCCUUGUUUCCUCAGAAUUAGUAAACCAUGAAAAGGAAAAGAUGCGAUUUGGGUCGUUUGAGAACGUAAGCGGCUCUGCAUGGUGCCCAAACUUUGAUGAUGGAGAUCCUUGGGUAGAGAUCCAUCUUCCAAAGGUGAAGUCUGUGUCACAGAUAAAAUUCCAGCUACCUGCCCUGGGCAACCCACCCACGACACCGGCUGCCUUCAUGACCAAGUUUAACAUGGAGUUUCUUCCCUACUUUGGAGACGAGAAGUAUAUACUGUUCAAAGAGAAUAUCAAGUCAGUCUUUAAUGCGACCCUGUCGUACGCCAUCAUCUUCGACCCCGCUAUUGUCACCAACACUAUCAAGUUGACGCCAACUGAAUGGACGAACGCAGCCUGCUUCAGAAUGGAGAUCAUCGGUUGUGACAUCACAGAUUUGUGCCCCGAUCCAUACUGUUUGAACGAUGGCGUCUGUGCUGGAUCAAACCUCUGCUAUUGUCCACAGUCAACCUUAGUUGGAGAGAAGUGCCAAUAUACCAAGCCGUGCGUGCCGGUGACGAUGUACAACUUUACCGAAGUGGUCAACGGGACGGUGACAGGGGUACCUGCUGACUUUAAGGUUAUCAAGGGGGAAGCGAUGGUGGAAGGGGGAUGUAGCCCACUUCUACAUCUACACAAAGGCGGUUGUGUACAGAUGCCCCUUGAUGCGCUGUGUUUCAAGGAUCUGGACAACUGUUACUCGGGCUUCACCAUCAGCCUAUCUGUCAAACAAAACACGAUUGUGGAUCCGAAGUAUUUCUUGACGACUGGAGGUGAGCUGGGCUCACAUAGUGGUAUAGCGUUCUACUACCAGAACCAGAAGCUCAUUGUUUCAGUCAUCAUGUCCAAGAGGUCGUGGCGUUUGGUGAAACAGUUCACUCCACAACCAAACACAUGGUACUGGUUUGAAAUUUCGUGGACGCCCAACUUUGGAUUGUCUCUCAAUGUAAACGGUCUCCCAGCAGGCUACGUGUUUCAGUACUCAACGGCAGACCCAACAGGAAAUAAAUCUGAGACGCUGGUAGUGGGAUGUUCGACACAAGUGACUACUGCCCCCAACACACUCUGGGUGAAGAACCUUGUGUUUGCGCCACUAAGGCACGAGGACUUGAACGGAACUCUAUAUUACAACUAUGCUGGAGGUCUGACCAACGCUACACCGUGUAUUCCCCCACCUACAGUGAUGGAGUGCAUGGACCCUCCAACCACAACCAAGCAGAUUACAACUACAGAAAUAAAAACUACUAUUGAGGUUGACACAACCAUAGCAGAAGCUGACACGACCACACAAGAAGCUGACACGACCACACAAGAAGCUGACACAACCAUUCAAGAAGCUGACACAACCACACAAGAAGCUGACACAACCAUUCAAGAAGCUGAAACGACCACACAAGAAGCUGACACAACCACACAAGAAGCUGACACAACCAUUCAAGAAGCUGACACGACCACACAAGAAGCUGAAACGACCACACAAGAAGCUGACGCAACCACACAAGAAGCUGAAACAACCACACAAGAAGCUGACACUACCACACAAGAAGCUGACACUACCACACAAGAAGCUGAAACAACAACGGAAGAAAUACAGAUAACAACAGAGGUUGAGCCUACCCAACCUGACACAACAGAAACCUCGACAAAUGUAGUGACAUACCAACUCACAGAGGCUACCACGAUCCCGGAAGAGUUGACCACUGAAGAACCGACAACACCUAUGGAAGAGAUCAGGACAACCGCGGAGCUGACCACUGAAGAGCUCUCGACAGAAACUUGGACAACUACUGAAACUACAACUACUACUACAACCACCUUGCCCACGACCGAAAUAAGGUGCCAAACACCUCUGUGGCAGACGGGCAUCAUUAAGGACGUUCACGUUGUGUCCUCAUCAAACGCUCCCGGAAAGACCGCGAUUUUGGCUAAAUCCGAAUGUUGUCCAGGACCGACUGUUGGAGGAUGGUGUCCCGACCCCAAGUUGCUUCCCACUGCACAGUACUUAGAAGUUUCGUUUGAGAAGCCCUACGGGGUUAAGGCUAUCGAAAUCCAGCCACCCGAGGGCACGGACCCCAUAUUUCCCUCGCCGGUCAGGGAGUACAUGACUAACUACACCUUUCAAUAUGUGCCCUAUGGGGGAAGCAACCUCACAACGUACGGUACACAGGCUGGGCCUAUCUACAUGUUGGGUGUGCGCGGAACCCCAGUGACAGUUGUGUCCACUAUCACAGAGAUUAUCGGACUUGUCACAGAAAAGGUUCGCAUAUCCAUCGCAGACUUCAAGAAUGAGCCUUGCUUCAGGUUCGAACUCUUCGGAUGUGAACCACAAUAUCUGUGCAAACCUAUGUGUGAAAAUGGUGGAACAUGCAUCUAUGAAAACACUUGUGCCUGUCCCCCGCCUUUCUAUGGUCCUGGUUGUAAAUAUACACAUCUUCCUCCUGCCAGUGGCUGUCUGCAGCCCCUGGGUAUGUGGAAUGGCACCAUCAAAGACAGUCAGUUAGUGGCCUCCUCUUCCUCCCUCAACAACGGCAAGAACAAGGCUCGAUAUCUCUGCUGCUUUGGUGAGACGAAAGGAGCCUGGUGCCCAGAUAAGGAUGACAGAGCACCAUACUAUGAAGUCCACCUCAACAAACCCUACCUGGUUGCUAUGAUCAUGUUUGAACAUCCCAACACCCUCAACUACUGGGAGGUGCCAGACAGGUUCCUCAACACCUUCACGCUACAGUACAGGAACGUCUACCAGGAUGCAAUGGAGACAUAUGCUGUGAACAUUGACGCCAUCUACAACUCCAGUAUAAGUCUGUCCCCCUUGUUUGACCCCUUCAUUUUGACUGACGUCAUCAGGAUAGUCCCCAGUAAGUGGACCAAGGAGCCAUGCUUCCGGUUUGAGAUGAUCGGCUGCGACCCUGACCAGGGCCCGGCCGUCGACCCGCUAACCACCACAAAGAGUCCCUUCUUGAACCCGGGUGUGAUUAUUGGCAGGCGUAAGAGAAGGGUUUACUACAACCGUCCCGCGAACAAGUUCCCAUAGUCGACAUAUGUUGUGUUCAUCUUGACUAUAUGUCUGUAGCUUCAUCGACAUGCUGCAUACAGGGCUCAACAUUUCAUAGGCACAUUGCUGAUGUUUCUGGUAUAAGGAUACAAUCACUUGUUCAGUCCUAAUAUCAUUCAUCAUGGGUUGAAUUAUCUUUCCCGGCUACUGAAACGUCACUGACCCAUGUCCAGUAUAUACAGUUUCGAUACGGUAGACCAACUAUGUCAAGGAAAACAAGCGUACGCGGUUGUGCAUGACUUAAUUCAAAUAUCCCUGUACAGUUAUAUUGAUAGAUAAAAUGGUGUAGUCUUGCUAGACGCAAAUACAUUGUCUCUGUCUAUACAUUAAGGAAGCAUUUUCAACGUUUACCUGAAUAAAUACUUUCCUUUGUAAAAA